Messenger RNA from Colletes gigas, 5403 nucleotides. RefSeq names its product tyrosine-protein kinase CSK-like. Bases 302 to 1993 code for a protein of 563 amino acids. The record is from RefSeq and is a predicted model, not a curated record. Lineage: Eukaryota; Metazoa; Arthropoda; Insecta; Hymenoptera; Colletidae. The transcript is spliced from 10 exons. Gene Ontology annotation, biological process: protein phosphorylation. Gene Ontology annotation, molecular function: ATP binding; protein tyrosine kinase activity.
GCAAAAUGGCCGCUCGACCAAAGUGAGUGUGACGUUUCGCGAGGUGAUUAUAUUGUUGUUACGUGUGGUUUCUAUGAAUAUUUGUUCAUGUGACAUAGUGGUAUUGUGCUUCCUGUGUUUAUCCGCAGGCCCGCCAAGAAAAUUCGUGUAUACGACAAGAUUACAUUAUGCAAUGUACGUAGACCUUUAUUACCAAUCAUCAAGACUGAGCGAAAGGAUUCGUUACUUCAAACUUAGCGUAUAUGUAUAAACGUCAAACACGCUACGGUAAAGUAGUAAACGCAGCGAAACGGAAACUAGUAUGGUCGAGCCGAGUACGAAAUCGUUGCAUUGUAUUCGAGGCCCAAAGGAAAAAGAUGACUCCUGUCACAUCAAUCGUUCGUCGAAUUAUCUAAACGUUUUCAAAGCCAUUUCAUCGAUACGUUCGACGCAGGCCGUCGAGGGUCAUAUACCCGGAGGAUGGACAAUCAAUUUGAAGUAUAGGUUCGCAAAGGCCACCGCGGGAGUUGCGAUGCCAACGUAUCACAAUGCGGGUGGCGGAUAUCCGAAUGUGUCAGCGCCAGCGCGGCAAGCAAAGCUCGAUGGCAAUCAAAAUCACCAUACGAUCCCCUCAAACGUAACGUCCCAUCCCCUUCUACAAAACACACCGCAACACAACGUUCCUUCCAACUUGUCUGCAAGUAACAUUCCGUCCCAUCCAGUAUCACCGACAAUGACUACGCAUCCGAACGUCAUCGCUCCAAACAUAACCAGUCACAUGAACGCCGGUACGCCUCCGGUAAUCCUCACUUCGAACGUCACAAAUCCUAGCAAUCCCGCUGCGUUAUCGGCGAAUCCGAGGCACGAGGUCAAACUGAACGCUAUGCCAUGGUUCCACGGGAAAAUAUCGCGGGAAACUGCCGAGACGUUGUUGCGACCGAGAGAAGACGGUCUGUUCCUAGUCCGGGAGUCGACGAAUUUCCCCGGCGACUAUACCUUGUGCGUGUGCUACCAAGGCCGCGUGCAACACUACAGAGUGAAAUACAAGAACAAUCAAUUGACCCUCGACGACGAGGAGUUCUUCGAGAAUCUGGCGUUGCUGGUCGAGCAUUACGAGCAGGACGCCGACGGAUUGUGCACGCAGUUGACGAAGUCGUUGCCGAAAAAGGGUAAGCAGGACUUCUGCGUGGACCCGAAGGCGUUCAUGGAGGCAGGCUGGGUGAUACAGACCCACGAGCUAGAGCUGAGGGAGUGCAUCGGCAAGGGGGAGUUCGGCGACGUCCUGUUGGGCGUUUAUAGAGGCGAGAGGGUCGCCGUCAAGAUGCUGAAGGACAACAGCGAGGCUGCGCAAAGGUUUCUGGCCGAAGCGAGCCUGAUGACGUCGCUGAUCCACGACAAUUUGGUCAAGCUGCUCGGUCUUGUUUUCAAUAAUCAACACAUGUACCUGGUUACCGAGUAUAUGAGCAAAGGGUCCUUGGUGGAUUACUUGAGAUCACGGGGGAGAUUGCACGUUUCCAAGAAGGAUCAGAUCAAUUUCGCGUACGACACGUGCGCUGGCAUGGCGUAUUUGGAGUCCAGGCACGUAGUGCACAGAGAUCUGGCCGCGAGGAACGUUCUCGUCGCGGAGGACAACUCUGCCAAAGUGUCCGACUUCGGGCUGGCACGGGACGAGAACUUUUCCCUCGAGGGCGGCAAGCUGCCCAUCAAAUGGACCGCACCAGAGGCUUUAAAGCAGUAUAAGUUUUCAAAUAAGUCUGAUAUGUGGAGUUUUGGAAUACUCUUAUGGGAAAUCUAUUCCUUCGGACGUGUACCAUAUCCACGAAUUCCAUUAGCCGACGUUGUAAAGUGCGUGGAAAAAGGAUACAAAAUGGAGCCACCAGAUGGUUGUCCGCACGAAGUUUACGAUAUUAUGAGACAAGCAUGGGACUUACAACCUGAAAAGCGACCUACUUUUUACGAUAUAAAAUUAGUGUUGGGUCAACUGAAAGCUGAAUACACCAAAGGUGUGAAUUAAAAGAAUGCUACUUAUUAUUCUUAGAUUCGAUGUAGAAAAGACAAAAUGCGGAAUCGGCGUUUCCGAAACGAUACAUUUUUUGCGAUCAUGGAGCUGAGAGAUUAGCUCCAAAUACUUUCUAUAGAGAAUGCAAUGUUUUUUAUUGUACAAAAGUAGUGUCCUCAUCGCUUAUAUUUAUUGUUACUUUAAUUUCUUAAAGACGGAGUCUGUUUAAUUUUUCUUUUUUUCUUUUGUGUGUAUAUGAGAAUAUUUUGCACAUACAUUAAUCUACGUCAAUCGUGCCUUUGGCCAAGUUGAAGUUCACGAAUAAAGAAAAAAGAAAUUCAACUUGUACAUCCGAAAUUCAGGUAACACUUGGGAAAAAAUUCAUAAUUUAAUUUCUUUUAUGUGACAUAUUUGUCCGUUACUUAAUUCCUUUUGUAGUCACGUUUCGUUGGAGGGGAGUACAACAAUUUUCGCAAAGCUGCGUAAACAACGGGGUUUUUUUUUACAUAAUUUUCGUCGCGUUAAGACUCGAGAAAUGUUUCCAGGUGUAAGAAGCGCCUUACAGUGAACUGAAUUUAAAGAAAAAAAAAAAAAAAAACAAAAUAAUUAGUCUCUAUGGAUAUCUACUAUACAAUAAUCUUUUCGACUUAAACUUGUAAGGUUGGAUAUUAGAAUUUUUUCACUUACGUGUAACAGUAGAAAUGGAAAAAAAAAAUUAGAUAUUUUUACCGUCAGCGGUUCGGGAGAUCUUCAUACCUAUUCGAGAGCAGCUAAUUGUAGAUCGCAAGUACUUGUUAGUUAUAUAAGUUCUUUAAUCAAAGAUUCGUCAUAGUGAAGUAUUAAUUUUUAACUAAAUUAUUGCAACCAUUAUAUACGGAUUUAUUUAAGUUGUCCCGCGAGAUAUUUGACUAUAUAUAUAUAAAUAUAUAUAUUAGUAGUGUAAAUGUAUCUGUAAAUACUUUUGUACAUAUCCGACUAUCGCGAAAGGAAUAUUUGGAGUAAAGUUGAUACUGGUUAGGAGACUUAAUAUCGAGAAUUGUCCAUAAUUUUGUUCGUAGUUUUUAAGAUGACUAAUUUACACAGCGAUCAAAUGUCCAUAUACAAUUGCACCACGUAACGCAAUGAUAGAAAACUCAGAUAUAUUAAAUAUAUAAAUAUAUAUAUUUAAAGUAAUUAAAUCUUAGACUUUCGUGUUAUUGCAUCUUUCUUCUGUAAUAUAGGAGCCCAUGACUUAUUUAAUACUUUUCCAACAGUUAUAACGGACUAAGAAUAUUUAUUCAUAGAGGUUAGAGAGAUCCCAAUGAAAUGGAAAAAGUGAAAAAAGUAUUAUAAGAUGAAAUUUCCCGUGUUAUUGGAAAAACUGUAAAUUGGUAUAGAUCGGUAUAAAGUUUCUCGCCUUCGAGCGAAAAUAUUUAUUCAAAUUCGCGUUUGAAUGGAGCAUGUUUUAAAUUUUGUUAUCAUAGUCGUAUAUACUUGAAGAUUUGUUGGAAUAUGAAAAUGGCAAUGCGCGUCGCCAUAAUAUAGUUACGGAUUGGGAAUCAGCUGCGACAGGUUAUUGACACCGAGAAUACAAGAGGACAGGUAAAAUAUAAACUAGAAUGAGAAGACUACAAGAGAAGACUAAUAGUUCGCCCGUUAACAAACACGGUGAUUUGUACUUUGAUAGAAACAGGUUUGAUUUUGAACACGUUUCUAUGAUCGAAUCAAAUUCCACUGGCCGUUUCAAACUAUCAAACGAUCAUAUUUCAAAAUGGCGAGGAGAACGGAGUAACUUCAGGCGGUCAGUUAAUUUUGAUCCGAUUGUAGUUUGAAAGUAGCAGCAGGCAGCUGUAUAAGUAUGUAGCGUAUAUAUAAGCGUAUAGUCCGUUAAUAACUUCGAUGGUAUAUUAUUAUGUAACAUAAUGUAUAUGGCUCUAAUCAGUACCUAACGUUUUCGACGAUUUUUCAUAGCCUCCAUUUUUGCGUUACGAAGUUUUUUGCGAUUCGUGUGCAAAUACAUCACUUCUGAACACUUGCGUUCAGGAAUUAAUCCAUAAUCUAACGUCAACGCUGCCCAUGCUUCAUAUUUCUUACGUUUUCUACGCUAACUAUCGAAAUCUUAUUUCGUUAUAUCCUUAUAGGCAGCAUCGUGUUACGAGUGUGGUGUGUUGACAAUGGUUACUUCAUAUUGUCCUGUGUAAUCCAGCAUGUACACGCGAGUCUUUGUUACACAACGGCGUUAUAGUCUUCUGAAUGUGACCAGUGUGUUGAAUUUGUUUAUUUUUUACUCACGUAAAAUCUAUUAUAGGAUGUAAGAAAUUUAAUAUAUAUAUAUAUUGAAUAACAAAUUACACGGUAACCAUGGAUCGAGCGAGUUUAACUAUACCUACGAUGUACGGGUAUAUCUGAUCUGACACGUUCAACAGAUUGCGUCGAAUGACUGAAUGAAUGCGAUUGAAAAAAUGCACGCGAGACGAGUUGCGUUAAGGAUUUUCAGUUUGGCCUCCAAAAUCUGAUCUGUACGAUUCCGAGAGUGUUCAAAUAGUUCGACUACGGUCGCGUUGUUACUACGCUAUAAUUCUAAAGAUUCUCAGUAGGCAGGCUACUAGCGAUAACUAAACUGGCUCGAACGGCCAGAUAUAAUAACAGUUAACGAAGUGAAUUAAUGGAUAAUAAAGAAGAAGACGAAGAAGAAGAAGAAGGUACACUGCAUUUGCUCAUCGGUUGUAAUUAUUUCCGACUGCGAGACAAAUGUGUGACUCACGUAUCGGCAAUGUUCUUCAAACGUCUACUGACAUACAGGCUGUUUUACAAAAUAUGGGCAUAACUUCAUACAUUCGACGCGCAACAGUAAUAAUAAAGAAAGUUUAUACAAACGUUUGUCGUAACUGAUCUUGUCUUCGAGAUUUUAUAUUACAGUUAUUCAUCUAUCUUUAUACCUGGUUCGAGGCCAGCUCCUUAACUAUGAGAUAUUUAAGUUACUUAAAAACAGUGGUCAUCAGCAGUCAUUUAUUUUAUCCUAACUUGCACAAAUUUUAUAAAUAUUCAUGGUUCAUGGGGUCAUACACAAGGGUUUAAAUUACUUUGCAAGAUUGUUGAGACUCUAUGAAUAUUUAUAAGUCGUAUACAGAGCCAGGUAGGAUAAAUGUUUGCACUAACUAUUUUUAUUAUCUCUGCGUGUUGAAUUAAUUUUCGUUACGUCCACAUGUUGCAAAUCACACUGUCCAAAUGCACACAUACGAAUUUUGCGCUGUAAUUACUACUGGGUCUUCCAAAAAGCCACCCAGCGAUUAAAAAUACUUUCGAUGUUCGGAGACAUGAUUUCGAAACAGAACGAUUCGUUGAAGAGAAUUUCAUUUUGCACGAAAAAUGUGACAAUUGUAAUAAAUUUAUCUGUCCUUACGUCAUUAUGUUCCCAUUUAACCUUCAAUGUUAUACUUUUACUG